This is a messenger RNA of Phodopus roborovskii (desert hamster), 1828 nucleotides long. RefSeq names its product mab-21 like 3 (gene Mab21l3). The coding region runs from base 193 to 1482 and encodes 429 amino acids. The record is from RefSeq and is a predicted model, not a curated record. Lineage: Eukaryota; Metazoa; Chordata; Mammalia; Rodentia; Cricetidae. The transcript has 7 exons.
GUUUUGUUUUGUUUUUCCCCUCUACUAAAACUAUCCCCAGCCAGUCAGACUGGGAACUUUCUCUCUGAGCUGCUGUCUAGGAUGAGUUUUACUGGUAAAAUUAGAUGUGUCCUAGACUCUUAAGGGGCCUGUUUAUACUGAUUUUAUUUUGAUUGUCGGCCAUCAAGUGGGACAAGGAAAUCACAUUCUAAGAUGGCAGACGGAUUCUCUCAAGUUGGAAAGGAAAACUGCAGUGAGCAGGUGAGAAGAGGCCAAGUCUCUGGUCCCUGCUCACAAUUCCAGAGAAGUUUCAUCCAGAGAGUAACACUGCUGGGAAAGCUACCCACCAGCUUUGUCCUCCAUCGUGAAAAGAAACAGAAGGUUGCUGCUAUCCUGGGGAUUGACCAAGAAGCCAUGAGGUCUCUUCCAGAGGGAGACUUACAAGAUUGCUUGCUGAGUAAGGUGGACCUGAGGCGCCAGCAGAUUUCUCAGAGAGUGGAGGAGGUGCAGAAAGUCAUUCACCAUUUGACCACAGAGAUCAGCCUCCAGGACAGUCGAUUCCAAGCCGUGCCUGCCUCUGACACGCACAAUGACAGCAUUAAGGUUUUGGCCCCCAGCCUGUUCCACAUCACCAUCCCACUGAAAGGCCUUGCGGGAUACAAGGGGGCCAGGACACAGCGCUGGCGGUACUACAACCUGCAGGGUACCAAGCUCACCUGCCCUUUGCGGGACCCUGAGGGCUUGCAGCAGUGGCUGGAGACUGAGCAGUUCAUGAAGACCCUGUGGCAGUGGCACCAAGCAGAUGUGAACAUAGAGGGGGACAUCGUGCCUGCCAAAGUCCUCCAGGUGUUCCGGGCGCUGGUAGAAAGUGCAGUGAGAACCUGCCACCUCUCAGAUAAGGUCACUGUGCUAGCAAACCGAGCUGCUGUUUGGGUUGCCAUAGAAACGUCCACUGGCCCGGUGGAACUGGAGCUGGCCCCCACUGUGGAGAUCCCCACGGCCUGGUCCGAGAAAGCCCAGUGGCCUAGGUGCUUGAAGCGGUGGCCUUCCGCAGAGAGAGUGGAGUGCAUCAAGUCAUUUGGGUUCAGCUUGGUGGCCCGGUCCAGCUAUCACUGGCAGCUGAGUUUCCCCCAGGCGGAAAAGGUGCUUUUUGAGCAGUUGGAUGAGGAUGGGGGCUGCCGCAGGCGGUGCUUUCAGGUCCUGAGGCAGCUGAAGGAGGAUGUGUGGUGUCCAGGGAAGAGGCCAGUCAUCACCACCCACCACCUGCAGACCGUGCUCUUCUGGACUUGUGAGAAAUACCCGCACCUCAAGGAUUGGCAGGUCUUCCAUCAGGCUCUCUUGCGCCUGGUCAGGAAGCUGCACAGAUGUGUGAGCCAGCACUUCCUGAAGCAUUAUUUUGUUCCAAAGAGCAACCUCCUUCAGUCAGCCAACCCAAAUGAGCUGGAUGCCGUAGCCCAGAAAGUGGCCUUCUUCCUAAAGAACCCACAGGUCACACUGCCUUGAGGUGGCCCAGGGAGCCCUUGCUCCAUUCCUGUCUACUGACCUCCUUCUCAGGGUGGUUCCUCUGCCAGCUGCCAGGACCCUAUGCUAACAGAGAAGCCACCAAAGCAGGCCAGCAGCUCCCUCAUCAAAGGCAAAUGCUCCUGCCCCAGGCCAUGUGAGCAUUUCACCUUCCCUACCUCUCCUGGGGACAGCUGUCCUGUAGCUUCCCCAAGUGACUGAUGUUCCUUGCUCAGAUUCUUACUGUCUGCCAAGGGGAAUGGAGAUGGGCUCUGGACAGGCCAGAUACUAGCCUGCCAUUGGAGACUACUCAGGCUGGCUGGACCAGGACCCACAUACUGACAGACAG